This is a messenger RNA of Lingula anatina, 579 nucleotides long. RefSeq names its product sarcoplasmic calcium-binding protein. The record is from RefSeq and is a predicted model, not a curated record. Lineage: Eukaryota; Metazoa; Brachiopoda; Lingulata; Lingulida; Lingulidae. Gene Ontology annotation, molecular function: calcium ion binding.
AUGUCAGCAAGCGCGCCAUAUCCCGAGUUCUGGGUCCGCAAGAUGCGCUCAAUUUUUGUAAUGUUCGACCACGACUUGGACGGCGUUGUCAAGAAGGAAGAUAUGGUGGACUUUUGCGAGUCCAGAGCUAAAUGGCUUCUCAAACAAGAACAAAUGCACGCCUAUAUGGACCUAGUAAAACACGCUUGGGAUUAUUUUUGGGCCGGACCGGAGAAGAAAGAGAACGUUACUCUUAAGGACUAUAUCUACAACCAAGCACGCACUUUUCGCGAACCAACUGUUCAAGAAGAGGGGGAAAAGUGGUUCCAUGUCUAUUUUGACAAAAUCGCAGACAAAAAUGGCGACGGUAUUGUGACCAGAAAGGAAUAUGAAGAGUUCCUUGGCCUUUUUGGCGUACAUCCGCUAUCUGUCCCUCCAUCGUUUGAGGCCUUGGACACAGAUGGUGAUGGUCAUAUCAGCAAAGAGGAGUUCGUAAAUGCUGCCGUAGGUUUCUUCUGCUGCACUGCAGACACCCCGGCAAAGUUGUUUUGGGGUCCGUUCUUGGCUGAAAUAUCCUUAUCAUAUAGAAACUGUAAAUAA